AUAUAAGUAUCCGCGGGAAACGACAUUUUAGCGAAAUUAAAGCGAAUCAUGGACCAAACAAAAUACGAAGAAGACAACAGUAAAAACUGCGUUCUCGAUUCACCUGUACCAGCGUGUGCUAAGUCAGAGCCAUGUUAUCUAGGGAUAGACGAAGCUGGCAGAGGACCAGUCUUAGGUCCAAUGGUGUAUGGAAUUUGCUAUAGCCCAGUCUCCAUGAAAGAAAAGUUUGGAGAAAUGGGGUUCGCAGAUUCAAAGACAUUGACGGAGGAACAGAGGGAGAAAAUAUUUGAGCGGAUGGACAAAGAGACGGACACGCUACUGGGCUGGGUGGUGGAGAUUCUGUCUCCUACAUACAUAUCCAACAGUAUGCUGAGCAGGACAAAGUACAAUUUGAAUGCCCUGUCACACGAUUGUGCAAUCCGACUGAUACAGAAUGCUCUUGACAAAGGCGUGCAUGUCACAGAGGUAUACGUGGACACUGUAGGAGAUCCAGUCAAAUACCAGACAAAGCUGAAACUACUGUUCCCCGAGAUAGACAUCACUGUGGCCAAGAAGGCUGAUUCCCUCUACCCCAUCGUUGGAGCAGCCAGUAUAUGCGCCAAGGUAUGUCGAGACAAGGCCGUGAAGAGCUGGGUAUUCUCCGAGGGUAUAACAAUGGCAGAGGACACAAGUUAUGGCUCAGGGUAUCCCGGAGAUCCCAACACCAAGAAGUUUAUGAAUGACAAGUUGGAUAAGGUGUUUGGAUAUCCCCAGUUUGUCCGAUUUGGCUGGUCAACUGCCUCCCAGCUCAUAGAAAAACAGGGCUAUCCUGCAGAGUGGGAAGAUGAUGAUGACGACGAUGAUGAUGCCUCUAAGAAUACUCCAGCCCUGACAGCAUUCUUCAGCAAGAAAGGGGAAGACAGAAAAAUGCAGAGACAUAAAUAUUUCAAAGACAGAUGUUUGGCUUCUAUUAGUGAAUUAUGAAAUGAACGUUAAUGCUUUCAAAGUUUCUUGUUGUCUUUUGUGAAUUAAGAAACAUGUGCCUUGUCCAUUAAAAUAUGUUUCUGCUAAUCUAGGAAAUGUUCCACUGUUAGAGAGGGUUGGUUUUGGUUAUUAGUCCCAUAACAGUACUACUGAAUGGGACUAUAGAUUACACUCUGCUUACAGUCAUUUCAUCAGUCAGUUAGUCCUUUCAUCACUUUGUCUUGGGCAGAUCCCAAAUAUACUAAGGUCAAAUUGCCAAAUUUUGCAUACUGAAAUUAGAUCUUGUCCCCUAUUGUGAAAGUCUUCAAGAUUGGGUUUAAAAUGAUCCUUGUUUUGGUUUUUAUCAGCUCAGUGGCAAAGAAAUAUUGAUAACCUUGAUUGAUUGAUAGGUUUACGUCCGCUUCACUACCGAAUAGUUCAGUUAUCCAGCAGACGAAGAACAGAAAGGAAAAUGAGCAGAAGGGAUAAAGUAUGUAGUAAAGAGUAGAAGAAGGGGGAUAGGUUAGAGAAGGAGCCGUCUAUCCUAUAUAUAUUUACUGUAUAAGUCUUGUUUUUGUAAGACGGCUCCUAUGCCUAAUGUUGCCUUAACCUAACACUGGUCGUACAGCAUCACCAAGUCUGGACCGGAAGUGAGGUACUGUGCCGUUGCCAGCCACACCAGCCCCUGCCUAUUCUAUGAAUUUGGCUUGUAUAUAAAAUUUGGAAGUCCUUCUAAAUGUCUUAAUAAAGGGACCCUAGUUCUAACGGAUUAAAAGUUUGAAUAAAGCUGUCUCUAUCCUCUGUGUCGGUGUUUACGCGCCUACUCUUUUUCGAAAAAAACAGAGGGUUUCUAUCUCAAUUUUUUUAGUGAGUAUGUGGACGGACAUGCUCUUGUAUAAUACAAGAAAAUACCAAUUGAAUUGUACUUAACACCCAGUGCAACCCUUCGGAGAGUUUUCUGACCAUUCCAUCUCCAUUCAAUACUAUAUAAGGACAUUAUUAUUUUGGACAAGUACCCUAAAAUACACAUUAUCAUUACCCUUUGUUAAUCCUUUCACCCGUAUGUAACUUUACUAGAUUCUACCAUGCAUUGAUCUAGAUGAGUCCAUUAUGGUCUACAGUGGUGAAAGGGGUUAAUUUUUAAUUGCUUUGUCCACGCCAUACAUAUGUAUUUGAUAUACUCGGUCAGGCACAAUGAUUCAAUUUUGUAUGCAAAUACAUCUUUGGAUGGGAGUGCCACACUCCUAAAUGUAUGUAUACCUUGCAAUAAAAUAAUUGCCUUAUGUAAGAUAAUAUUUCACUGUUAUAAAAGGUUCUGGUUAUUUUUCCAGUAUCAACACAGUACCAACAGAAUCAAGAUAAAAAGUUCAGAAUCGGAAAAAUUAUUCAUUUUCACACAAACAGCUAUUCCUGAAAUUAAUAUGUAGGAUUUCUUUAGCCUUCCUUUCCCUUGAUAGGCCUUGCAUGGUUUAAGCAAACUGUCCUCUGAACUGGAAUUUCCUAUAUACAGUAACCUGCCUUCCUUAAUUCCGUUUGGAUAUAACUGUAGCAGUUUGGCUUGGAGACGAUUGAUCUUUUAAAGCGCUUUAGAGUGGCUUAUGUUAGCUAGAUAUAUAGGGCGCUAUAUCAAA
Mizuhopecten yessoensis (Yesso scallop) is the source of this 2573-nucleotide messenger RNA. RefSeq names its product ribonuclease H2 subunit A-like. The coding region runs from base 49 to 963 and encodes 304 amino acids. The transcript has 8 exons. Gene Ontology annotation, molecular function: RNA binding; RNA-DNA hybrid ribonuclease activity. NCBI's taxonomy places the organism in Eukaryota, Metazoa, Mollusca, Bivalvia, Pectinida, Pectinidae. Gene Ontology annotation, cellular component: ribonuclease H2 complex. The record is from RefSeq and is a predicted model, not a curated record. Gene Ontology annotation, biological process: DNA replication, removal of RNA primer; mismatch repair.